AACAAAGUUGACAAGAUUAAAACAUUUUAUUUGUUUAAUAGUGAUGUGACACUUUGACACCAAAUGUACUGCAAAAUUUUAAUCAAAAUGGACUGAGCCAUGGACAUCAGAACAGCUUGAAAGCAGCUGAAUCGAUGUGAUUUCGCCAUGUUAAGUUAAGUUGUUUUGUUGGUUUUUUGGGUCUUAUUUACUAUUCUUCAAAUAAAAUUCAAUUAUGGUGCCAUUUUAGCCAUAAAUUUCGGUGCCGUUUUAGCCAACGCAGGUACCGUUUUGUCCAAUUUAGUUCCGUUUUCGCUUGGUGCCGUUUUGGCACGGUUCCGUUUUAGCUAUAACCCGGGGCGGGCCUGUCUGUCAAUCAAUCAAUCAAUCAUUUGACUUUUUUUUUUUUUUUCGGUUUUUUUUUUUUUUUUUUUUCGGUUUCUUUUUUUUUUUACACUAAUUAAAAAAAAGAAGAAGAAGAAACGUAUAUUUUAAAUUGCACUUAAUCAAGAAAUCUAUUUUGAGAUUUCGUUAUAUCGCUUAGGUAAAAAUUCUUUUUGCGCAUGUCUACUGCCAAUAGCAACUACGGAACUCUUUCUUGCACCACUUCAGCUUAGCCUUGGGGUCUAAAAAUUCUCGGAAAUCGUUCCCAAAUACUAAAACAAGUCCGUAAAGAUGUCUGGAAGCGCAUACCAUUGGGAUGCUUUAAGAAAAGAGCGAAUACUUCAAAGAAAAAGAGAGGCAUUAAGACGUCUACAGAAUCCAGAUCCUGUGAUUGACAAUACUGGCCGUACUAAGAAACGUGAAGAACCUCUAGUGAUCGCAGAUCAGGGUGAAUUUGUUAAUUUGAGAUCCCGUAAGGCCAAUACCUGUACAAAUAAGAUGCAAAUAGGUGCACUGGACUCAAAUAUCCUUGGUGCAGACAGUGGUGUAGUUUUCGAGAACGUGACACAUGAUCCUAACUAUAAAUACAGACUCCACAGACACUCAUGCUUGCCUCCGGUCCAUGUAGAUCCUAUUUACGGCCUCAUCUAUCCCGGAUCGUUUAAAUACACGGCUUCGUGUUCAUGUAGAAAUCCACUGCCGAUGUUUCGAGUCAAAAAGGAAGGCCAUGAUAAUCGGUAUCGUAACCGACAGAGUCUGGCACCACAUUGUGACAAAGUAUUUCCAGUGAUAUACCCUGGCACAGACAAUGCAGAUUACAUAUGUGAUCAAAAUAGAACAAACCGGCGUAUGAAUGUAAUGAUGGACAGAUAUGAUGUGGCAAGGAGAGUCAAUGGAGAUUUUCAUAUAAAAGUUCUGGAGUCCACCCCUGUGUAGACAUGUAGUUUUAGUUGUUGAGAAUGCAGUGGAUCUUUUUGGUGACAAGUAAAAAUAUUUCAGCCCCCCAAAAACCAUCCCAAUUAAACUUGUCUUUUACACUCAAACAUGCUAAUUUCUAAUCUUACUUAUGGCAACCCUAUGUACCUUGAUACUUUAUCUCACCCUUUUACUAGGCCACUUUCUUUGUACACUAGCAAUCAGAUAUGAAGUGCUUUUGGUUUUUGUGUUAUUUACAUUUAUAUGUAGAUUUUUCUGUAAAGCAAUAUAGAAUAUUACUUUAUAUAUUUUGAUUCUGUUUAAGCAUUUGUUUGAGUAUAAUGAUUUUUUUUUAAACCCAUCUUCAUAUAUACAUGUAUCUUUCUUUUAUUAUUAUGAUAAGCAUAUGUAAAGAGAAGUCCGUGUAGUUUUAUCCACAUAGUGCUAAUUGUGGUGUAAAGUAGGCGCAAGCACUUACUCGUAUAUACAUAUAUAUGUUAUCAGUUUGAUGAAAUUUUCAUUGUAAAAAAAAUAUGUAAAGAAUAUAAAAUUACUAAUAUUUGUAUAUCAUAUUUAUAUAGUGAUGUUUUCUGUAUCACUUAAGCAAGCUUUAGUGAACAUUUUACACUGUUAUAGAGAAUUCAGACUAGAAUGCAUGAUCGGGACUACAGGUCUUCUUGGUAACUAAUUGUUAUUUUACACUACAAAUGUAUAAAUAAAAGGUACUAGUAUUCUAAUCAUAAAUGUAUGGGAUAUUUAAUUUAGGAAUUGAUUUUUGACAAAAAGGCAUUAAUUCUUAACUGUAAUGUACAAAUAAUACUUAAUAUAAAGUGUCACUUUCAACAGGCAUCAGACCCCAUCUCUAAUUAACUUUUUUUUUUCAUAUUUAAUUUUAAAUACUUGUGCCAUGCAGAGUCCUAAAACCACAUCGAGGUGAUCAGGACCAAGCUUUCAAUUCAUGCUGACAGGUGCCCUUUCAUUGUUUAUUAUACCCAUUACUACAUAUUAAAUUCAUAUGAUUAAAAUUGGUUUAAAGUUGGUUUGUCAUUCAGCAACUACUUACAACAAUAAAAAAAAAAAAAAAUACAAAUAAAACAUUGUGAAUGGAUAUGAAUAUUCAGAACUGCCACUCAAAAGGCAACUUGUAGGGGCCUCAGAACAAGGAUUGUGGUCAAAAGGCUGGAAAUAUCAUAUUUGAAGCCCCUAUCAAAUUUCCAUCUCCUGGGCAAUAGCACUGACUGUGCCCCCCCCCCCCCCCUCCCCACACACACACAGUUUCAAACACAUACACUCAUAUAUAUACAGUGGACUGCCAAAACCAGAUUUCUGUGUAAACUGGCAUGAUUUCGGAAUCCCAUCCAGCUACUAUUAAUCUGUUAGCAAUAAAACUCUGCCUAAACUGGAUGCCGUCUAUUCCAGAUUUUAGAUACAAAUUCAACAACAAAAGAACUGUUUGUGCAGUAAUUAGCUCGGUCUACACAGGCAUAUAAUUUUACCUUUUGAAGAAAGACGGCAGUUCCCUAGUAAUUAGGGCCCCUAUUUUAUUGUUAAUAAACAAUGAACCACACCUGCUGAAAUACUUGCAGCUUGAUCAAUCAGAUUAUUAUUACUUUUUAUUAAUGUCUAUUCAUUUGUGUACAUAUGUGCAUUCUCUCAUACCGAUUUGAUGUCUUAUUUACAUUGUGGGUUUUUUUCAUUAUGAUAUCACAAUAAUUGUAAUUCAGGAUAAAAUGCUGGGGGUGGGUGGGGGGGGGAAUUGUUGUCACAUCUGUUCAAAAUAUCUGUUCAAAAUAUUUAGUGAGACAAAUUUGAAAUAGAUUAAAAAAAACAAAAAAAAAAAAACAAAUCUGCAACUGUUGAAACAUUUAAUAAAAAGUGGGAACUAUACAAUGGCUCAAUCAUCUUAUGUAGUGAAAAUCUAGAACACUAACGUAAUGAUUUACCCUAAUGAGAAACUUGUUUUGAGACAGAAAGUUUGUAAAAAUAUUACACCUCUGGCCCACACAUUGUUCCUCACCGUCAUCUAAUUUCAUCAUUAACACCAGUUUCUUUUUAUGCUUUGUUUUACUUUGUUCUUAAGUCCUGGAUUAUAAAUGUGCAUAUGACUAU
Molecule: messenger RNA, 3387 nt
Organism: Gigantopelta aegis
Lineage: Eukaryota; Metazoa; Mollusca; Gastropoda; Neomphalida; Peltospiridae
Exons: 4
Coding region: 655-1299 (214 amino acids)
Source: RefSeq, a predicted model, not a curated record